CCAGUAUAUAUUCGGGCGGGGCGGGCGCCUGUCGAUACGGUCGCCAGGGGAGCACACGCCCGUCGCCGUCCAAUCAGAUUCCAUGGCACCCUGAUGGCUUCCUCGCUCGCCCAAUCCGGACCCUCAUUCAAUUUCUGCGGGCGAGCGUCCUGAUUGGCUGCUGUCUCUCCGUCCUCUACCCACCGCCAUGUCCGAUCCCCGCUUUGCACGAUUCAAGACAGACCCCCGCUUUCGGCGGGUCAAGAAGGAACAACAGAAGGUCGUCGUAGAUGACCGCUUCAAGCAGCUCUUUGACGGGGACAAGAAGGGCAAGGGCAAGAAAGGACGGGUCGACAAGUACGGCAGACCGUUAGCCGACACCCACGAACAGGAUAAUCUACGUCGGUUCUAUCGUCUCGAAGGCGAGGAUGAACCGGCCCCGAAGGCAGGGCCAGACUAUGCACGAGGAGAGGUCCUCCUCGAGUCCUCCGACGAAGAGGACGAAAUCGACAGGCCGGCCUCUGAGGAUGAGAGUGAAGCCGAGGACGGCGUGCUCGUCCUCGGCCGCGACGUCUCAAAGCCCAUCCCUGUACCCCGCGAUGACGAAGACGCCGAGAUCGACCUUGACGAGGACACAUUUGCUGAGCUGGACGCUCAGGUCGCUGCCUAUGCUAAGGAGCAUCCGGAAGGAGAGGGUGCUGACCCCGAAGCGGGCCGCACUCGAAGGAUCGCUGUCGUGAACCUUGAUUGGGACCAUGUCCGUGCUAUUCACCUCUACAAGAUCUUCUCUUCUCUAGUGUCACCAACUGCACCCGCUGCGGCCUCUUCGUCUUCGUCUAGUGGGCAGGCAGCGAAGGCUAAGGGCAUCGGGAUGGCAGUGCGAGGCAAGGUCCUCAGCGUGCGCGUUUACGCUAGCGAGUUCGGCAAGGGGCGAAUGGCGAGGGAGCAGAGAGAAGGGCCGCCCCCGGAGCUGUUCAAGAAGAAGGGCGACGAAGACGAGGAAGAAAUCAAUGAGAAGACCAUCUUUGAAGUCGGGGACGAGGAGGACUAUGACGAGGAUGCACUGAGGAAAUACCAGCUCGAGCGACUACGAUACUACUACGCUAUCGUGGAAUGCGACGGCGUAGAAGCUGCAUCACACAUCUACAACGAGCUGGAAGGCACGGAGCUCGAGCGUUCAGCGAACGUGUUUGACCUGAGCUUCGUCCCGGAUGACAUGACCUUCGACGACGAGCCUCGAGACGAGGCUACGGACGACCUUUCCAUCCCAUAUAAAGGGCUCGAAUUCGUUACCGCUGCCCUCCGUCACUCAAAAGUCAAGCUAACUUGGGACGAAGACGACCCCGAGCGCAUCCAACUAACCCGACGCACCCUCUCGCGCAAGGAGAUCGAAGAGAACGACUUCAAGGCGUACCUCGCCUCCUCGACCUCCGGCUCCGAGUCCGAGGCCGAGGCCGCGCCCACCAAGGGCAAGGGCAAGUCGAAAGACGCAGAGCGCGCGAAGCUCCGCGCGCUCCUGCUCGCGGGCGACGAUGACACACUCCCGGAGGGCUGGGGCCGCGGGAAGGACCUGCCCCGCGGCGAGCGCGGCGGCGAGGAGGACGUGGACAUGGAGAUCACGUUCACCCCCGGGCUGAGCGAGCGGAAGGACGACGGGGAGGAGACGACGCUGGAGAAGUAUAAGCGGAAGAUGAAGGACAAGAAGAAAAAGCGGAAGGAGGAGGUGGUGGAGCGGAGGAAGGCCAAGGGUGGUGGGGACGACGACGACGAUGACGAGGGCAGGAGCGAGAGGAAGGUCACUGGGGACGAGUUCUUCGCGGGUGACAGUGAGGAUGAGGGUAGCGAAGGCGGCGACGAAGCAGAGAAGAGGAAACAGACGACGAAGGGGAAGAAGGAUAAGAAAGACAAGGGCAAGGGCAAGAAAAGCCGCCGCGAGUCCGCCUCGCCCCCGCCCGCCCGGCACGUCUCCACCGCAGAGGAACUCGCCCUCCUCGCGGGGCCGUCCGGCGACGGCGCGAACGAGCCGAAGCACUUCAACAUGAAGGCGGUGAUUAAAGCCGAGAAGAGCGCGAAGCUGAAAGGCAAGAAGCGCAAGGGGAAGAAGGGCGCGGAGGAGGAUAACGAGCUGCAGGAGGACUUCAGCAUCAAUGUGAACGACGACCGGUUCAAGGCGGUGUUUGACGAGCAUGCGUUCGCGAUUGACCCAAGCAAUCCCCACUUCAAAGAGACCAAGAGCAUGAAGACUCUGCUUGAGGAGCGGUCGAAGCGGCAUAGGACAAAGAGCUCGAGAGGGGAGGAUGCUCCUUCAGGCACGAGUGUAGACAAGGGCGGGGAUUUGAAAAGCUUGGUUGAAAGGGUGAAGCGGAAGAGCGCAAAUGCUGAUAACUCUGGAGCUGGGAAGAGGAGGAAGGUCCUGUGA
Messenger RNA from Rhodofomes roseus, 2398 nucleotides. RefSeq lists its product as uncharacterized. Gene Ontology annotation, molecular function: RNA binding. Gene Ontology annotation, cellular component: nucleus. The record is from RefSeq and is a predicted model, not a curated record. NCBI's taxonomy places the organism in Eukaryota, Fungi, Basidiomycota, Agaricomycetes, Polyporales, Fomitopsidaceae. The transcript has 6 exons. Bases 188 to 2398 code for a protein of 736 amino acids. Gene Ontology annotation, biological process: rRNA processing.